Molecule: messenger RNA, 1575 nt
Organism: Aspergillus ruber CBS 135680
Lineage: Eukaryota; Fungi; Ascomycota; Eurotiomycetes; Eurotiales; Aspergillaceae
Exons: 3
Coding region: 232-1560 (442 amino acids)
Source: RefSeq, a predicted model, not a curated record
UUGUCGGAGAAAGCCGCGUGGCGUUUUGUUCGAAUACUGGGUUUAUCUGGAGAGUUCAGAGCUGGGUUGUGUUGCUCCCUAGUUUGAGCCCAUUUCCAGACCUCCCACAGUUGAUCAUUGGUUGUGCACCAGACCCAGAAGCCGUUUCUGACGUUGAGUGUUACCCAGAGUACGCUGUGUCUGUGUGACAGGGAUGGUUUGAGUCAGAGGAUCUGAGAGCUCUUUGGCGUCAUGGAUCCGUUCAGCCUUGUUUGCGGACACAAGAGCAACCUCCAACUCCUCAAGCCUGCACUACGCGCGUAUGCACUGGGAUAUCUCUCCUCGACUACUCCGAAAGUCAUAUCCAGCUUACGGUGUCUUCGGAGGAACAACCUGAGCUAUAAGGAGAAACUUCAAGAGAUUGGCCGUGCUUUAACGUGCGCAAUACGCCUAAAUAGCUUUCCUUCUUUCUGUGCUUUAUUGGUUGGAGGUUCGACAAUCUCCCCCAUUCUAUUUUUCCGUCUAUGUGAGCUGGUGGCCCGUACGCUUGGCUUUAAAGCAAAUGUCUUGAAAUCGCACGGCCUUGUACGAUUCAUCCGCCUUGCCACUGCAUUUUUAUCAUCUCUAUUGAGUUUACAACUUCUAAACCAGAAGCCUAUCAGAUUGCAGACAACCACUCGCAAUGUAAGCGAUGAUGCACAAAGCAACGGGAAAACACAAGAUCCUCGUGAAUUUGCGGGUAGGACAAUGGACCUUACCCUUUUCACUCUCACAAGAGCUGCCGACGCCCUGGUUUGUCUGGCAUGGUCGACCUGGUGUCGUCGUCGUAAAGCCCAAGGUCGCUUGACGUGGGCAGAGACUAUUGCUCCUCAGUUAGCAGACGCAGGGGCUUUCGCUGCGAGUUCUGCAAUCGUGAUGUGGGCAUGGUUUUAUCUUCCGGAAAGAUUACCCAGGUCUUACGGGAAAUGGAUUGGAGAUAUAGCUAAAGUGGACUCUCGUUUAAUUGAGGCCCUUCGUCGCGUACGGAGAGGGCAAUUUGUGUAUGGAAAGGACACGGGCCAAGCGCCCCUUCUUGAAUCUAUGUGCAGGGACUAUGGUUGGCCACUGGAAUGGGGCAGCCCAGAGAAAACAAUCCCCAUUCCUUGCGAGAUGGUGCACAUGGAUUGUGGUCCGAAUUGCGAGUUUCAUGCUUUUAUGCGUUUUGCUAAAACUCUCAAAGUUGCCUGUGCAACUUACAUUCCACUCCAACUUGUCUUUCGUUUCCGGGCUUUGAAGUCCCGGCAGUCUCUCAUCGGGGCACUCACCGAUGCUUUGCGCUCAUCUGCGUUUCUUUCUGCAUUCGUUACGCUCUUUUACUACUCUGUCUGUCUCGCUCGAACCAGGCUCGGACCAAAACUCUUCGAUCUGAAAACUGUCACGCGGCAGAUGUGGGAUUCGGGACUCUGCGUUGGUGCUGGAUGUGUGAUGUGUGGCUGGAGCAUACUCGUUGAGAAGCCGCGAAAGAGACAGGAACUUGCAUUGUUCGUGACUCCCAGGGCUGCAGCAUCUGUGCUGCCACGGGUAUAUCCCAAAAAGGUAUGAUUGAUUAAUUCCGGC